AUGGAGGAUACAAAUACAAAUAGUAAUAGUAGUAUUAGUAUUAAUAAUCAAGUAAAGAAGAAUGAUGAUCGUGUGACAGAGUUAGUAUUUAGAGUAUUUAGAAAUAGAGUAUUGUACAAACAUGUGAUUUCAUUUAUCGCAAAGAUCGGUGUCGUGCAGAGAUACCCAACAUCGAGGUAUGAAGAGUUAUCAGACAAGUCAGUAUGCUAUCUCAGGUACUGUCACUCUGACGAUUUGGUAGCAAGAGAGAACUACAAAAUGAACAAACAAGGCAAAGGCAACUAUGGAAGAGAAUUUGAUGAACUUGUAUACCAACAACAACAAAGAUCAUUCAAUAUGUUUAAAUACAAGAUAUUUCAUGAUAAUGACCCUCAUCGUAUAGUAAUUUAUUAUGUCACUAUUCCAUUACUAUUACGACACUGUAAACAAGUAGGGGUACUUGAAAGAAUGUAUCAAUUGGUACCAUACCAUUUUAAAGUUACAAAUCGAACUAGUGAUGGUAGUGGUCCAUCCCCCAAUGACUAUAUACUCAAUAAUAUAGUGAUUGGUGGUAGUUUGGAAUGUCUAAGAUAUGCAAUUGAAACAAUUGGGAUUCAACCAAACAACAAGACUCUCCAAGUGGCUUGUGAAAAUGGUCGACUUGAUAUGGUUGUUUGGCUAGUUGACACCUUUCCACAUGCGUUGGAAUUGACAGAUGCUGCGAUAGAAGAUGCUGCUCUAAAUGCACACGUCUCAAUCAUAUCGUAUGUUUUGGACACCAAGAAGAUGACCAAACCAUUCACAACAAGGGCACUUUACAAUAUUGCACAUUCUGGCUCGAUCAACCACACCAAACUAUUAUUAGACUUUAAUAUUAGUAAUAAUAAUAAUGGUCAGACAGUAGAUAGUUUCCAACAAUUCUAUUUGAUGCAAAGUGCAGUAUCGUCUGGGUCAAUUGGAAUGGUAGAAUUGAUUCACAGUUACUUUGGAAACCAACUAAUUGAAUCGGGUGCACUUGACAGAGAGACUGUUGAAAUGGCAAGAGGUCAAGAUUCAUUUGCAAUUGUCAAUUUUCUAAUAGAGACGUAUGGUAUUCAAAUAUCACCAGACACUAUAACCACCUUUGCAGUUGGUGGUAGGUUGGAUGAGAUCAAGUACUUUCACGACAAUAAUCUGUGUAUGGGGCCAUGGUUAACGGAAACUAUGGACUUGGCCGCAAAGAACGGCUGUUUAAACGUUGUUGAAUGGUUACAUUGUAAUCGUACAGAGGGAUGCUCAAGUGGUGCUAUGUACUAUGCUGCAUUAUCUGGACAUCUUUCAGUAGUUCAAUACCUUUAUCACCACUAUCCAGGUGCAGUGCAUGCGGAUGCAGUCAACAAUGCAUGUAUAGGAGGACACUUGGAGAUUGUUAAACUCCUCACCAGUUCUCCAGACCGCCGACCUGCACUAUUGUCACGACAAAUCCUCUCGCACACUGUAGAGGGUGGUACAACCGCUCAUUUUGACGUGAUUCAAUAUCUCGUGCUAGAAGGUCUAGUACCAAAAAUGACAAAUAGAAAUUCUGGCGACUUUUUCAAAGAGGCUUGUCAUUUUGAUCAAGUUGCCAUCCUCCAGUACUUUCAUCAACAAGGUCUCCCUGGACUCGACGAUCCAAUGCUAUUUGAAUAUGCGUGUUCCAAGCCUGCUUUAAAAUGUGCCAAGUUCCUUUAUGACCACAAUCAAAUUAAUUUCCCAUCAUGUCUUGAAUGGGCCACUGGAACAACACCUAUCCAAAGAUAUCAUCUUUAA
Messenger RNA from Cavenderia fasciculata, 1767 nucleotides. RefSeq lists its product as uncharacterized. Lineage: Eukaryota; Evosea; Eumycetozoa; Acytosteliales; Cavenderiaceae. Gene Ontology annotation, molecular function: protein binding. The record is from RefSeq and is a predicted model, not a curated record. Bases 1 to 1767 code for a protein of 588 amino acids. The transcript is spliced from 3 exons.